AUGAUCUCACCGCGAAUACCCAAAUCCAUAGCAUCGAGACAGCUGACAGCAUCCAGAGGAGCUAUUCCUCUGCGCCUUCACCUUGGCACCGGGCACGGCUUUUACAAGACCAACAGAAAUGCGCUGGAUCGAAUGCUGGUAUUAUCGCGACACUCCACAACAUCAACAAAGGUCCUGUUGGGAAGCCAACCACCCCUACCGGUGCGUACCGCUCUGGUGGCAACGACCACCGCUAUUGCAACACCGGCGUUUCCAGUGAUUGGGUUUUUGAAUAUCGGCCUUCGCUACUUUGUUUGGGACUCGCAAACUCGAUAUGCCGUUCUUGGCGCUACCACCUUGGUGGGAGCUGUGGGUACCCUGCUGUCCUUUGCCGCCAACGAUUUGCUACCACUGGCGUAUUCCUAUGGCCAACUCUUCUUGCCAUUUGCCGUGGUCAAUGGUGGCCUGGCAGGGACUGCCUAUCUUGCCUUGGAUGUGAGCCUUGGCACUGCCACCAUAGCUAGUUCCCCGUGGACUGGAGCCGUUAUUGGAAGUUUUGUGGGAAUGGUGGGUCCCUACAGUGGACUCUACGAUCAGGCCUUUCAAUGGUUCUAUGAUAUGCCCGACGCGGAUGGCUGGUUCAAAGCUAUGUUAUCCAAUUCGUUCAUGCUACCCAUCACCGUUACCACGGGUGCAGCUGCAGGAGCUUGCAUGCAUCCUCUCUUGUACUAUCCCAUUGUUGGAUUUCGAGGGGUUCACUGGAGUCGGCUGUCAGGGCCACUCUUACUGGCGGCAACCGCGUUGAUGAUUAACGUCUACCAUGGUGACUAUUUCAACAAUACACUUUUUCCAGAAGAAACGUACUUGGCCGCCAAUGAGAAAUCGGGUCUCGCACUGGUGCCAAGAAUGCAAGCCAAAACAUUGCAGGUUCAAGAUUGGGGAUCUGCUGUUGGAUACCAACCAGAGGGAACUGGGAAAGCCGCACGACAAAGCGUUCAAAUAAAGCUUGACUUCGCAAAGAACAGUGCAACCAACCGCACCGACAUGGUAUUCGCCUCGAGGCGGCAGGCUUGGCUGCAUUACGUCACCAAUGGGGCAUUUGGAAGGGACGUAGCAAUCACGAAUGUUCCAUCGGAACGAGAAAUCAAUCAACAAAGCCGACAAUUGCUGCUCGGAGAUGGCGCCGUAUCCUUUGCAAUGAUCCGCAGCAACAAGCAUGAAAACUCAUCAACAUUACGAGAACAAUUGACGCAGCUGGCAACAGUCUUGUAUGGGCAACCGAAACGGGGUGCACCGGAACGGAUUGCAGAAGCAGUGCAACGAAUAGAAUUGGCAAGCUAUGGAGUUGCGUUGUUGUUUUCGCAGAAAACAAGCAAGGGCAAAAACGAUGCACGUCGCAGGAAGGCUUUGGAAAACGGUAUUCGAAGGGUCGUCCCGGGAAUCUUGCUGUACAGGGUCGAAGAGACAGACGCGACAAAGGGUUGCAGCGUGGAAUCUCAACUAGAAGAGCUCGCUUGGGAUGGGAGUCAAGAUGAGGAACAUACGUCACGUCGUUGGAGUACGGGCCUUCAAAAAAUUGUUUCUGCAGAACAGAACAAGGCAAAGGUUAGACAGUUCCUUUGGGCCAUCUCUGGUCUCUUGGUUCUGUUGGCAGUAAGCACUACCCAAUAA
Molecule: messenger RNA, 1650 nt
Organism: Seminavis robusta
Lineage: Eukaryota; Bacillariophyta; Bacillariophyceae; Naviculales; Naviculaceae
Source: the annotation of a GenBank genome assembly